AUGGGGAACUGCUUAGGUACUACCAAGCCAAAAACACCUCCAAAACCACAGGUUUUCACAGCUUCGCAAGCAUAUCCCGCUAAUAAUUAUUCACAACCACCAUUACAUUAUGCCCAAAAUCCUCACAAUUCAUUACUACCACUUCCGCCAAAUCAAGUUCCUCCUCAACCAUAUAUGCAUUUACCACCAAAUACGCAACCAUUCCCGCCAUUGCAACGGAAUUUAUCAUACAUGCCUGUACAGCAGCCGCCAUACCCCCAACAAUUCCCUCCAAUGCAACAACCAUAUAACCCUCAAUUAAUAAACCCGUUAAAUCCACAAAUCAAUGAUAUGCCUUUAGGAUUUAAUCCACAUUCACAAAUACCACAAAUUCCAACAUCUGAUCAUGGGCUAAAUCCAGUAGAUUCUUCAAAUAAUGUCGAAGGGGUUAAUAGUGCAAAGGUGUUGGCUCAGUAUGUUACAAAAGCCGCUCAAACUUUUGAAGAUUAUGGUAUCGAUGAUGUUGAAAAAAAUUUGCAACCGCCUUCAAAAGAUGAAUUUUGUCUCAAUUGUCAAUCCGAGAAAGUUGAUGUUGAUCCUGAUGGAUUUGCCGGUGAAUAUUGUAGUAAUGAGUGUCGAAAAGAAGCAGUUUCAUUUGCAGAUGCUAUUUGUAUUCAAUGUAAAGAAUAUCCACAAGAAAAUGCAUUAGCAGGAAGCGAUUUUUGUUCUGAUGAUUGUGAAAUAUCUAUUAAAAAAAUGGCACCGUGUUUGCUGAAAUUACCAUCAAGUGGUCAAAAAUACAAAGAUAUAACUAAUCAAUUUACAGCUGCUUGGAAACAUCCUCAUAAAAUGGUACCAGAAAUUACUGCUAUAUGGAAGAUAUUUUGUUCAGAAGAUUUAAAUAGUCGAUAUAAUGUGUAUCGUGAUGAGGUUGAAAAUCAUCACAAAUUGGCUGGUAAAUUUUUUCCAAAAGGUGAUGGAAAACGUAAAAUGAGUCCAGGAAAUGAACAAAGAAGAUUUCAUGGAACAAAAACAACAUGUAAUAUAGGUUUAACGAGUGAUGGUAGUGUAUGUGAAGAUUCAACAUGUGCUGUUUGUUCUAUUAUAAAAGGAGGUUACAAGUUGAGAUUUGUGGGCACUGGUACAAUAAGUGCAGCAUUUCAAAGAUUUGGCAGGGGUAUAUAUUUUUCUGGAACAUCAUCUAAAUCUGAUGAUUAUAAUGAAGGUUCAUUAAAAUAUUUUCAAGGUUCAAAUUACAAAGUAAUGAUAUUGAAUAAAGUUGUUGUUGGACAAGGAUACCAAUUAACUAAAGAUAAUAUGAAGUUAGUUGAACCCCCACCAGGUUUUAAUUCAAUAUUAGGUGAACCAAGUAAAACUGGCAACUUAAAUUAUGAUGAAGUUGUUGUAUAUAGAGAAGAAGCUUCUAUUCCUCAGUAUUUAAUUGUUUACAAAGUUAAAUAA
Messenger RNA from Entrophospora candida, 1440 nucleotides. The record is from the annotation of a GenBank genome assembly. Lineage: Eukaryota; Fungi; Glomeromycota; Glomeromycetes; Entrophosporales; Entrophosporaceae.